Molecule: messenger RNA, 1075 nt
Organism: Scomber scombrus (Atlantic mackerel)
Lineage: Eukaryota; Metazoa; Chordata; Actinopteri; Scombriformes; Scombridae
Gene: zmat5
Product: zinc finger, matrin-type 5
Exons: 6
Coding region: 173-700 (175 amino acids)
Cellular component (GO): U12-type spliceosomal complex
Molecular function (GO): zinc ion binding
Source: RefSeq, a predicted model, not a curated record
AGCAGAACACCGGAUAGCAUCAGCAGUGGGACUACUCUUGAAGUGUUUGUUGUUUUUGUCUUUAUCAAAGUAGCAGUAACACAGCAGACAUCACAGAGGAAAACACACUUUCGCCAAUGAGGUUUAAUAGGUGACAUCCAUCUUGCUGAUUUAAAGACAUAAGACCUGAGCCAUGGGGAGGAGGUACUACUGUGACUACUGUGACAGAUCCUUUCAGGACAACAUGCACAACAGGAAGAAACAUCUGAAUGGUGUUCAGCAUCACAGAGCAAAGAAGGCCUGGUUUGACCAUUUUAGAGACUUUGCAGCUAUUCUGUAUGAUGAGCAAGCAAAGAAACCCUGCAGGAAGUUUCUGCUAAAAGGGAUCUGUGAUUUUGGCCCUAACUGCAGGUUUUCUCACAUGUCCGAGGAGGAUCUGUCAGACUUAAAAAGACAGGUGGAAGAUGAAAGGCAACACAGAGAAGACUCUCAGGACAGAUUUAUGCCUGGACGAAGUAUAGAAGACUGGCUCUCUAGAAGGGAAAAGAAGCGGACUGCCCUCGGUAGCAAAGGAGAUCUAAAAAACAAGGACGACUGUGAAGAAAGCCAAACAGAAAGUGACAUACCUCAGCAGCUCCUCUCCUUUCAUGACCUUCCACCCUCACUUAUACCUCCUCCUGCUGCCGGGUGGAAAGUCAAAGUGAACACAGAAUGGAGUUGAAAUAUAUUCAAUUUGCUUUUCAAAUGACAGUAAUAGAAGGAGGGAUGAUGCAGAAGAGAUGGUUCCCGUAAUGACAUAUUCACAUUGGAAGUAACUGCAUUUGACAGCUUGAAAUAAGGGUUUGGGAAUGGGAAUGGGAAUAGUCGAUAUAUUUUGUAUACUCUACAGUACAGGCCAUGUUUGGAACAGCUGUUCAUUAAAAUGGAAAAUCUUUUAUUUUAAGCUUGUGCUGUGUCACUGGGGAAUCACUGAUCUCAUGAUCGUAAUUAUAUGUAUAACUCAGCCAGCCACUGGGAAAACACCAUUUUACUUCCUAAAUAGUAAAGAUGACAAUGUAAUGAUCUGGAUUACAUUUUAUAAUAAAAAGCUUCAGAG